Linum trigynum is the source of this 3105-nucleotide messenger RNA. The record is from the annotation of a GenBank genome assembly. NCBI's taxonomy places the organism in Eukaryota, Viridiplantae, Streptophyta, Magnoliopsida, Malpighiales, Linaceae.
CAUGACCAUUGAAUUAAAGUAGGACAAAUUUCUAAUUAAAGAAAUAAGUAAGUGUAGAAAUGUAAUUUACCAUCAUGAAUUUUAAUCCAUCACCCAAAUCCCACCUCAAGAGGUGGAACUUCCAAGUCCGUGUGGUCCACGGAUUUGGAACCCCAAAAGAGGUGGGCCCUACGAGUUCCAUCUCCCUAAGUCCCUAAGACAAACAAUGAAUUUCGGUUCAAGUCCAUGAUGGAUAUAUUUCCAUGACCAAAUCCAUCAUCAAAACCCUCAAGCAAACAAGCCCAAGUUUUGUGGUAUGUAUGUGGUGUGGUUUCUUGUAUUUUGUGGUCCCCACAAUUAAUGCACAACUCACAUGUUAUGCCCCAAAUUUUAAUGAUGACAAGAAUAUCCCUCCUUUGUAAAUCCUCAUUAAUUCUCGUCAACACUUUGGAAUAAAAAAAGUCAUUAAAAUGAAAUAUUUUAAUUGUUUGGAGCUAGUAUUAGCAUUAUCUAAUACGUUGGGUGUUUGCACCUAGGGCUGCAAAUGAGCCGAGCGGCUCGACGUUCGACUCGAGAAAAACUCGUUCAAAACUCGGCUCGUUAAUAAACGAGCAGAACACGAGCUAACUUUUGUUUAGCUCGUGAAGCUCGCGAGCUAGCUCGACUCGGUGGCUUGUUGAGCUAAACUCGUGAGCUGGCUCGAUUAGAGCUCAUGAUAUGUCUUAACAUGUGGCUAGAGAGCCAACUCGAUUACCAACUUAUGGACGAAUCAAUCUAUAUCUUAUGAUUUUAAUUCAUAUGGCUGUUAAAUUAUAUAUCUCACCAUAUAUAAAGUUUAACACAUUGAGUAUGUGAUCAAAUAUAUCUUAUUUUCUACUUUAAAAAGAAAUUAUGCAUCAUAGAUUGCUUCGAUACUAUGAAAUAACAUGAUUUGGAGUAGUUAAAAUUUAUUAACUAAAUGAUAUAUGAUACCAACAAAGUAUAAUAUGAGAUUAGCUAACAAAAUAAAUCAUAUGUAUCAUGAUAUACAAAAUGAAGUACCAAAUAAAAGUCAAGAUUUUGCUUGUUGGAUUUGAAAAAUGAGGGUUUUGGCCAAUAAAAAUCUUGGGAUUUAUGUUGGAUUUAUUGGAUUAUGGAUUUGAAGAGUCUAAUGUUUGCAUGAUAGAUUUGAUGAUGGAUUUGUUAAAUAAAUAACUAAACAUCAAGGAUUUGCAAAUCCCAAAUCAAUAUGUGGUAUUUACAAGUCCGUGGGGUCCACGAAUUUGGUUCCAAAAUAAAGACCAAAUCCGUGGACCUCAUGGAUUUAGCACCCUUCAACAAACAAUUGACUUAUGUUAAAUCCAUCAAACUUGGGAUUUGGGUACCAAAUCCAUGACCCAAAUCCAACAAGCAAACGACCUUAUUAAUAAACAAGCUAACUCGAGCUCGACUCGACUCGUUAAUAAACGAGCUGAGCUCGAACUCGACUCGUUUAUUAACGAGCCGAGCUCAAACUGGGGUAAAACUCAACUCGGCUCGACUCAUUUGCAGCCCUAUUUGCACCUAGCCCCUCACCUCCUCACCUAGUUGUGCAGUAUAAAUUCCUUCUUUGAUCAAUUAUAUAUAUACAAAAUAAUUAAUACUUCAUUAAGGAUAUGAAAGUAAAUGCCUUCUUUAACCAAUAAAUCUAUAGGAGAAAAAUUCAUUUUACAAUUCAACAAGCCAACAAGUAAAUUAUAAAAUCCAACAUAGAUACAAAAUAGUAAAAUUCAAUAUAAUUCUUCAUCUCAAAAUCCAAAAUUAUCCAAAAUUUCUUUCUUAUUUAAUGAUUCCGCUAUAUUAGGUUUCGAACCGCUAAAAUUAUGGAGUUAGAACUUAGAAGUCAAUAAGGAGCAUGCCCAUGAAUUUGCCGUUCACCCCCAAUAUUAAAUAGCUCUCACAAAUUUUAUGUUACACCCUGUUUGGGAAAUGCACAUUGAAAUAAAUUUGUGGCUUGGGAAGAUAUAUAUAUAUAUAUAUAUUGAUAGAUAGAGUUGAUAGAGAAUGUCAUCUCCAAUAACAGGCAUCUGCUUUUCAUUCAUCAACAGAAACAAAAUGGUUGUUGCAUCUCUGAGAUUGGUGCGUCUAGUAGCCCUCAUCAUCUUUGUUGCCAGUGUCAAUCUGCAUACCCAGGCGGCCGAUGAGACCACCAGAAAGAUCUAUAACGUGGACUUGGAUUCAUCAAUUAUACCCAAUACCAAAUCUGCCCAUUUGGCCGUUCUCAAAGGUGUUGUGCAAGGAGUUAAACCAGAAGACGUACUUAUAGAGACCAAAUUGUGGUUCGAGACAUUUGCACUUUUGCAGCAGUACUCACUGAAGUUGAGGCCAAAAAAUUGGCAAGGGUGAAGGGUGUGCUAAAGGUGAUGCCCGGCUUAACAACUGGUGUCUAAUAGUCUCGAUCGGUCAGAUGAUUCAUUUGUGAACCAAUUAUGUAACGCAACAAGAAAAAACCAAUAAAUUAAACAAAGUUCUUCGUUACUUAAGAAGUUUCAUUAAGUCUGGUGGAGAGACCGUUUCAAACAAACUAAAAAAAUGACAUGUCUUGAAUGUUUGGGACGACACACCAUUGCUGUAGCAGCCCCCAUUCUUUCAUGUACUGGGUAGCUCUAAUCGUUCCUCGUGAUAAAUUUUGCUUCACUAACCACACGACUAGCUCAUUGCUUACUAGUUACACACUACAUAAAAAAAAAUCCUUUGUAGCGACAUUUUUAUUACGACAAUUUUGAAAAUUGUCGUUCAAAUGCGAGAGAUAAAUAGUUGUGUCGUCACUUAUUCGAAAUGUCGAUAUAACAUAUUUUAAAGCGACGUAUGUUGCAAUAUUUUUUGCAAAUGUCGAAACAAGAUGAGUGUAUCAUUUAUGAAAAAUGUCAUAAUACAUAUAUUUUCUAGCGACAUAAGUAAUGACAAUAAUAGAAAAUGUUGGUUAAUCAACAAACUAGAUGAGGAUACAACGUCAUAUACAAAAUAUGUUGGAACAACUAGUAAAUAAAAUCCUACUAACGACAUUUUCAUCCCGACAAUUGUGAAAAAUGUUGGUCUAGUGUGGAGACUAAAUAAUUAUGUCAUCAUUUAUACAAAAUGUCGAAAAAAUAUAUUUUAUAACGACAU